This is a messenger RNA of Heterobasidion irregulare TC 32-1, 1761 nucleotides long. RefSeq lists its product as uncharacterized. Gene Ontology annotation, molecular function: protein binding; protein-cysteine S-palmitoyltransferase activity. NCBI's taxonomy places the organism in Eukaryota, Fungi, Basidiomycota, Agaricomycetes, Russulales, Bondarzewiaceae. Gene Ontology annotation, cellular component: Golgi apparatus; endoplasmic reticulum. The record is from RefSeq and is a predicted model, not a curated record. Gene Ontology annotation, biological process: protein targeting to membrane; peptidyl-L-cysteine S-palmitoylation. The coding region runs from base 1 to 1761 and encodes 586 amino acids. The transcript is spliced from 9 exons.
AUGGAGCUGCUGAGGCAGACGAAGAUGAGCAGCACCUUUAUCCGGGGAUGGAUUGUCGAGAAGAGGCUGGAUAAGGUGAAGUCGGGUGGCGAAGCGAGGGAGGAGGUGAAGAGCUUCACCCUCUCCAAUUCUGCGUCCACAUCCACCCACGCAGGUGGAAUCCUCCCUCCUGCACAAUUUUUCCGUCCUAUUAGGCCUAAUCAAAGCCAGAUACCCUCCGCAGGCUUCAUCGGUGGCCGCCCCUCCUCCAUCUCCUCCACCCACGGAAUUUCGCAACAAGACAUGCAGAAUACGACGGGCCCACUUCCUGCUAGAAACUCGAAGUUCAGCCGCGAGCCGUUGCUGCCUAUAGGUGCAGGCAGCCUCAAGCGCGCAGCAUCUUCGGGGACGCAGAACUCAUGGCCCUCAGUAUCGCGCGGGCAACCGGACAACCCCACAAGCAAGAUGAGCAUGAGCAUGAGCACGAGCGGCGCCUCUGCCGCAGGCGCGCGUGUCCGGGACAGCCUGGGGAAGCUGGGUAUCAGCCUCGACUCCGUUCGCAGGUCGCUGUCACUUGCAGGAAGCCCCGUCCUGUCGGUCGAGGCAGGCUCACCUGUUUCGCAGAGCCACGGCGGGACGACACUCGAGGCAAAGCAGUUCGACGACGAGUACGUGCCGCGAUACAAGCCCUCGACCUCUGCUUCCAUUCAGCUUCGACGCACACCAUCCCCUUCCUUCGCCCCGUACCCCCCGAACGACAUGAUCAUACCCUUGGCUGCCGUGCCUCGUAUCGAUCCGAAGACGAAGCGACCGAUGCGGAACUAUCAGUCACAUCCCUCUCGGAACCAUUUUUUCUGCAGAGGAGCAUUGCUCACGGGCGGAGAUUCGCCAUGGGCGUUUAUCGGCUCGUUCACGGUGGCUCUGGGCAUUGUGGGGACAUGGUUUAGCACAACGUGCGUUUGGUGGUGGCAUAAUGAGAGCCCCGCUGUUGCAAUCAUUGGAGCGUAUAUGUGUUUAUUGACCAUCUCAUCAAUGCUGACAACGGCGUUUCGUGACCCGGGCAUUCUUCCGCGGAAUAUAGAUCCUGAGCCGCCUUAUUCAUCUGCGACAGCAUCAGACCAGACCCCGACCGCUCUGCCUCGCGAUAUCAAAGUGCGAGCUGGGAUAGUACGCGUCAAAUAUUGCCCAACAUGCCAGACAUAUCGUCCCCCGCGCUCCAGUCAUUGUAAAAUGUGCGACAACUGCGUCGAUGGCUGUGAUCAUCAUUGUCAAUGGGUCAACAACUGUGUUGGACGUCGGAAUUAUACCUGCUUCUUUACGUUCAUUCUGUCAGCAACGCUCACGCUGUGCCUCAUGAUUGUCACAUCGGCUCUUCAUCUGUAUCUUAUCACGCGAAGGGAAGGCGCCAGCUUCCACCACGCCGUCAACGAGGGGGCUGGGAGCGUCGUCGUGUUUUGCCUGUCAAUGAUCGUGAUAUGGCCGGUUGCUGCCUUACUUUCGUAUCAUUUCAGACUCCUCCUCUUGAAUGUGACCACUAUCGAGCAGAUCCGCAACCAGGCGCACAAGUCGCUCGGGGAAGGCCCUGUGCCGCCCAACCCGUUUUCCCACGGGAACUGGCGCCGGAACCUCACUCACGUCCUGUGCCGCCCUGCUGGAUUUUCGUGGCUGCAGCCGCAUGCCGUCGCCACGGAGGACAAGCGGCAGGUAAACCCUGGAUUGCUGGAAAAUUCAUGGGAGGAGCACGACAUCGAUCUGGAGGCCGGUGUCGGAAUGGCCAGCUGA